Messenger RNA from Copidosoma floridanum, 570 nucleotides. RefSeq lists its product as uncharacterized. NCBI's taxonomy places the organism in Eukaryota, Metazoa, Arthropoda, Insecta, Hymenoptera, Encyrtidae. The record is from RefSeq and is a predicted model, not a curated record.
AUGUUUAACAGCGGUUUAAUUGAAGUUGAAGACAAGAUCAUCUCUCUUUCAGAAAAAAAUCUGACUUCAUUUGGGCUAAAUUCACCGGUUCGAGAUGAACUCUGUACUAAAGAUUCUUUUGAACAUUCCAUCAGAAAUGGUUAUGAUUAUAACUAUUUAUUUAACUACGUUGAGCAAAAUCUUCCAAAGUUGGUUCCAGACCAACGACAAGCUUUUAAUCGUAUAAUUGAUAGUGUCUUAAAUAGUUGUGGAAAAGUCUUUUUCCUGGAUGCUCUUGGAGGCCCUGGAAAAACAUUCUUAAUUAAUCUUAUGUUGACCCAAGCAAGAUCGGCUGAAAAACUGUCCCUUGCUGUCGCAUCUUCUGGCGUUGCUGCCACUCUCGUGAGUGGAGGUAGAACAGCUCACUCCACUUUUAAACUUCCAUUAUAUGUUUUUUCUGGAGAAGAUUACACGUGCCCGAUACGCAAAAAUGGUCCACUUGCAAAAAUUCUUCAAGAUACAAAAUUUAUUGUAUGGGAUGAGUGCAUAAUGAGUCACAGAGCUCACAUUGAAGCAAUUAAUAGAACAUAG